Messenger RNA from Dissoconium aciculare CBS 342.82, 858 nucleotides. RefSeq lists its product as uncharacterized. Gene Ontology annotation, biological process: maturation of SSU-rRNA from tricistronic rRNA transcript (SSU-rRNA, 5.8S rRNA, LSU-rRNA). NCBI's taxonomy places the organism in Eukaryota, Fungi, Ascomycota, Dothideomycetes, Mycosphaerellales, Dissoconiaceae. The record is from RefSeq and is a predicted model, not a curated record. The coding region runs from base 1 to 858 and encodes 285 amino acids. Gene Ontology annotation, cellular component: nucleolus. The transcript has 2 exons.
AUGGCCACCAAUCUUGGUAAGCGGAAGCGAUCCGUCAAAUUGACUGCCCACAGCGAUGUCGACGAUACACCAGAUGACGAGGCAGCGCGUGCGCUGUUUCGGCGUGCCUUUGAGAGAAAUUUCAAAGCCUUGGCUGUGAAGCCGCUGAAUACAGGCAACGAUGCUCCAAGCGAAGAACUGGAGGACGAAACGGAUUCGGGAGAGUCAGAAUGGGAUGGACUGAGCGAAGAGCCGCAAAAUGUCGUCCAGGUCGUGGAUCACACCCGCGAUCAUACACAAACCGAUGACAAUGGGGAUGUAGACAAGUCGCUGGAAAAGCUCUUCAUGUCUGCAAGACCUCCCCGCUCACAAGAGGCAUCCACAAAGCAAGUUGCGAAAGCGAUAAAGACCGAGGACGAUGGAGCUGAAAGCGUGAACCUGAAAAACGACCUCGCAUUGCAACGACUUCUUAAGGAAUCCCACCUUCUCGAUCCAUCUGCAUCACAACGAGCAUCUUUUUCAACUGAGGGCAAAGGUAGAUUGAAAGCAGUCGAUAUGCGAUUGCAGGAUCUCGGCGCAAAGAGCUCGGUUUUGAGUCAAGAAAAGAUGCCAAUGGCACAUCGCAAGGGCAUCGUAUCAAAAAGCACUCAGCGUCAGACAACCCGCCGCAAAGAAGCUGCCGAGAACGGAAUCAUUCUGGAAAGAUUCAAAAGCGCAGGCCCUAAGAGACCACAAGCCAAACAACGCCCGAGAGAUGUCGGUGGGCCUGGCAUUGGGAAAUUUCAGCAUGGCAUGCUGAAGCUCAGUUCCCGCGAUGUGAAAGAUAUCGUUGGGUCGAAAUCCGACCGUUCCGGUCGCAGAGGUGGAAAGAGGAAAUGA